AUGGAUUCAAUAGUCAGUAUGACUGAUGGAAAUGCUAAUGAGAAAAUUCUACCAAGUUCAUGCAUUCCAACAUCCGAUUCCACCACUGCUAAUCCCAACAUCAACACUGGAUUCAAUGCUUCAGUUAUUACAAAUCUUGAUCAAAGAGCGAUGAUGAUAAUGAUGGAUCCUCAGUUUAGACAAAAAUUCCAACUGCAGUUUCAAACACUGCAGACCAUAUUAGAGAUGAUGAGUUCAUGGCAAUCCAUGAUGCAAGAAAUGCAACAGUCACUGUCCAUAAUGACUUCCAACACUCCUGCCAUCAAUGACAUGCCAGGAACUCCCACCAACACCUCUAUAAUGAAUUCAUCUACCAAUGCACCUUCCUCCUCUAAUCCAACUGUUUUGCAAAAAGAAAACGAGUCAAUGUCUUUGACAAAAAAUAACACCAGUGAUAAUCUCGACCCUAAAAAACAAUCAAUUCCUGGAAUAGAAACUCAUCCAGUUGUUUGGACAGAAUCUGAAUGUUUAGUUCAAAAGAGUGAUGUCGGUUCGACUAAACGAAAGCGACAGCGUUCUAAAAGUCUAGACCUUGAUUCCAAAUGUUACAAACGCAUGCCACUUUCAGUCAGCAACGAAAAUUCAAUCAACACUAAAGACUAUACCAAUCCAUCGCAAAUACCAUCCAAACUUAUUCCUAACCAACUCGCUAAAAAUCAAAAGGAGGAUCUUGCAGCUUUUCAAAAAAACACUUGUCACCAUUCAGCAUCAUUUGUCACAAAACCUUUGAUUGCGCCUCAAACAAAUGUGUUUGUUGAUAGCAUCCCCGAAAACAUUACCGUACUUGAACUAAAGAAAUCGUUGGCAGUUUACGGAACUAUUUUGAAUAUUCAGCUGAGUCAGCGACAAAAAGCCACAGCAUUAUCUGCAGUCAUUCAGUUUGAACUACCUUCACAGGCUAUGGAAUGUGUAAAAGUUAAAAACUAUAUAAAUGGCAAUUGCAUCAUAUGUUCACUAUACCCAUCAGAUCUAGGAUCAUGUACGACGGAUGCUGGUGUGUUGCCACAAGACAAUGCAUCGAGUCGGGUUUCAGUCACACCUACUAUACUUCGUGUUACAGGAAUUGUUGCUCCACUUACACCAAGGCACAUCAAAGAAAGUGUUGAAUUGGUUUACAAACAAGCUAAAAUUUACUUGCUAAAAAAUUCAAAAUCUGAGGCUAUUAUUGAACUCAAUAGUUAUGAAGAAGCUGCAUUUCUAAUGGAAAACCUUGAUCCCAAAUCCAUUGGUCCAAACGUCAAUAUUACGUUUGAUCCAAAACCAAUAGACGCAUUUAAAAAAGCACCUUCUAAAACCAUAAACACCAAAAACAAUACCGAGACAAAUCAGCACUUUUUUGGUCAACCUUUUACGCCAGCUGCUUUACCUUGUCAAGCUACACUUGAUAAAAACCCCACAAAAUCCACCCAUGACUCGAGGGAAAAUCAAAAGAAAGUCUCAAUUAUGUUGCCCAAAUCUACCGCAAUGUCUUUACCAAGUCUACCGCCUUUUGUUUCUACUCAAUGCUCUAGACUAGAUUUACCAUUGAAAAAAGCAGCCCCUCAACCUACAUCUUUUUUGUAUGGGGUUCCGAAUAAUUAUGCUUCAUUUUUUCCAAACAGUCAUGCACUUGCUCAACAAUUUAUUGCAAAACCAACAUCAAUGGAAUCCGAUUAUCAAUUCUCGGCAUUACAGACUCAUGGAAUAGUGUUGCGCAAUUUUUUAUUAAGCGUUUCUGCAAAACGGAUUCAAAAUCAAAUCAUGGCAGCAUUUGCUAUACUCAACCUAAAGUCACUGAAAAUCAUCAUGACACAAAUCACGAGUAUUGAUCUAUUAGUCGCUAUAGGCUACUGUGAUGAAAAUCAAGCUCAUCAACUUGCAGCAGUACUUUUAAAACUAAAGAGCAUUCACCCUCUUUUGUCUAUAGCUGUUUCCAAUAGGCGGGAUGUUGGUCUUGUCUUGUCAAAGCAUCCUUUUAAUUGCAUUCAUGCGGAACGGUUAUCACUGAAUGAGUUUAAACAGUUUCGUGCUACAGUGGAUCUAACUACACAUUUGGAUUAUCAUAUGGCCGAUAUUUUUAAACGAUCGACUCUUUAUCCAAUUUUGGGACCCAUUUGUCCACCACUUGUCGAGUUUGGCGGGUUUCCAAAAGAUAUUUUUAUUUCGGAAAUUAUGAAGGCACUCUGGCUUAAUGAUGAACCAUAUUGCAAAGGCGUAAGGUCCAUAUACGAAGCAGAUAGACAAAAAGUAGUAGUAGCAUUUUCAAGUCAAAGUCCAUCUGAAAAAGCUAUCGAGGUUUACAAUAAUCAAUUACUGAAGGGCAUGAUUGAAAGAUGCGUUACUCGUGUCACUGCCAAAAGGAUCUGGCUUCGGUCUUCGCUUAUUUGCAUUUAUUCGGCAGGCGGUAGUAUACCAAACGAAGAACUUAUUCGCGCACUUUUGCCAUUUCGGUACCCAAAGCGAAUUUUCAUCGUGCCUGAAAUAGGAAAUACUCUUUUUGUCAACUAUUCAAAUAUUGAAGAAGCCGUUGAAGUGUGUUAUUAUCUUCAUGGCUGUUUUUUGAAUGACUAUACUUUGCCUUUAUCCGUUAUAUUUUUCUGCCCGUCCUUUUGGUUUGACGCUUCGAAUGACUGGUUCAAAUCUAUAUUUUCCAACAAUGGUUUACAUCCUCACGUUUCUUCAAAUCCUCCAUUGCCAUUAUUCAACGCACCACCACCUGCACUCGCAAGUAGGAAUCCAAACUAUAUUGAUUCUUUCAAACCUGUAGCUAUUGAGGGGAAAAAUUCAAAACUAUCCACUCAACACUGUUCUUCAUCUAUCUCAGCUACUACAUCCAAAAGUACUGUCAUUCCAAACGUUGUUGAUGCACAGUUACCAUCUAGUUUGAUUGUUACGAAUACGAAAUCCUUACUAGAUUUACACACUGAAGAAAGUAAGGAUAUUUCGUUGAAUCAACUUACUAUACCAAAAACAGCUGCUGUGAACUCUGAUGUUCAAUAUACAUCUCAGACAUUUGUUGCAUCAAAAGUAUUGAUUCCUACCGGCAUUCCAUCAACUGAUAUAUCCCAGACAUUUUCUACACCAAAAGUAUCGAGUUUUACCGAUAUUCCAUUAGCCGAUAUAUCCCAGACAUUUGUUACACCGAAAGUAUCAACUCCUACAGACAUUCCAUUAGCCGAUAUAUCUCAGAUACUUGUCACACCAAAAGUAUCAACUACUACAGACAUUUCAUCAAUUGAUAUAUCUCAGACAUUUGUCACACCAAAAAUAUCAACUCCUACAGACAUUCCAUUAGCCGAUAUAUCUCAGACAUUUGUUACACCAAAAAUAUCAACUCCUACAGACAUUCCAUUAGCCGAUAUAUCUCAGAUAAUUGUCACACCGAAAAUAUCAACUCCUACAGACAUUCCAUUAGCCGAUAUAUCUCAGACAUUUGUUACACCAAAAAUAUCAACUCCUACAGACAUUCCAUUAGCCGAUAUAUCUCAGACAAUUGUCACACCGAAAAUAUCAACUCCUACAGACAUUCCAUUAGCCGAUAUAUCUCAGACAUUUGUCACACCGAAAGUAUCAACUACUACAGACAUUCCAUUAGCCGAUAUAUCUCAGAUAAUUGUCACACCGAAAAUAUCAACUCCUACAGACAUUCCAUUAGCCGAUAUAUCUCAGACAUUUGUCACACCGAAAGUAUCAACUCCUACCGACAUUCCAUUAGCCGAUAUAUCUCAGACAAUUGUCACACCGAAAGUAUCAACUACUACAGACAUUUCAUCAAUUGAUAUAUCUCAGACAUUUGUCACACCAAAAAUAUCAACUCCUACAGACAUUCCAUUAGCCGAUAUAUCUCAGACAAUUGUCACACCGAAAAUAUCAACUCCUACAGACAUUCCAUUAGCCGAUAUAUCUCAGAUACUUGUUACACCGAAAGUAUCAACUACUACAGACAUUUCAUCGACUGAUAUAUCUCAGACAUUUUCUACACCGAAAAUAUCGAUUCCUACUGACAUUCCAUCAAUCAAUGCAUUUUUAAAUCAAAAAAUUAUUUCCGAUUCCAUUAUAUUUUCUCCUAGUUAUCUUGCUCCCAGUAUUCCAUAUGGUACAAUAUCGUUAAAGUCCAAAAAUGCAAGUUUUCAGGUGGAUGUGCUGAAAAGCAAAGAUAUUGAAAAUGAUCAAGUUGUCAAACUAUUUACAAGUCAGCAUAUCAAACUAUCUCAACGAUUCCCGACCAACAAAGCAACCAUUUCCGAACUUGAUCGUAGGAUGAACAAGUGUUUAAAAUACGCAGUGGUUUACGUUCGUGUUGCGCCGAAUAGUAAUGCAACCACGUUUCAAAACAUUGUCGAGUAUUUUGAAGAAAAGCGUGCGGGAGGAAUAUGUACUCUAGGAGACUAUAGUGCCAAUUUUAUUCCAUAUACCAAAUCAUUAGCGCUUGUCCCCAGUAAUGCACUUCGUCCAUCUGGACCGUGUUUUGUCACAGUACUGAUUUCACUUUUAUAA
This is a messenger RNA of Batrachochytrium dendrobatidis JAM81, 4515 nucleotides long. RefSeq lists its product as uncharacterized. The transcript is spliced from 4 exons. Bases 1 to 4515 code for a protein of 1504 amino acids. Gene Ontology annotation, molecular function: nucleic acid binding. The record is from RefSeq and is a predicted model, not a curated record. NCBI's taxonomy places the organism in Eukaryota, Fungi, Chytridiomycota, Chytridiomycetes, Rhizophydiales.